AUGCAACUCAUCACUGGGUUGCUGCUUGCGGCUACGGCCGUCCAAGCACACUACACCUUCCCGAGGCUAGUGGUCAAUGGGAAGUCUGAGGACAAGGACUGGUCCGCCACCCGCAUGACCAAAAACGCGCAGAGCAAACAAGGAGUCCAGAACCCAACCAGCGGCGACAUCCGCUGCUACUCAUCGCAGACGGCUUCUAACGUGAUGACGGUGCCCGCUGGGGCCACUGUCAGCUAUAUCUCGACGCAGCAAAUCAACCAUCCCGGGCCGACGCAAUACUAUCUCGCCAAGGUCCCUGCUGGCUCGUCGGCCAAGACGUUCGACGGUUCAGGGGCUGUCUGGUUCAAGAUCGCCACCACGAUGCCCACUACCGACAACAACAAGCAGCUGGUCUGGCCGGGGCAGAACACCUACGAAACCACCAAGGCUACCAUUCCCGCCAACACCCCUAGCGGCGAGUACCUUCUCCGGGUCGAGCAGAUCGCACUGCACAUGGCGUCGCAGCCCAACCAGGCCCAGUUCUAUCUCGCCUGUUCCCAGAUCCAGAUCACCGGAGGUGGCAACGGCACGCCGGGACCUCUAGUGGCACUGCCGGGUGCCUAUUCGAGCAACGACCCGGGUAUCUUGGUCAACAUCUAUUCCAUUGCGCCGGAUUCCUACAAGCCCCCAGGACCGGCCGUGUGGAGCGGCUGA
This is a messenger RNA of Chaetomium globosum CBS 148.51, 693 nucleotides long. RefSeq lists its product as uncharacterized. The transcript is spliced from 3 exons. Lineage: Eukaryota; Fungi; Ascomycota; Sordariomycetes; Sordariales; Chaetomiaceae. The coding region runs from base 1 to 693 and encodes 230 amino acids. The record is from RefSeq and is a predicted model, not a curated record.